GUAGUUCUCAACGAGGUUCCUUACUUUUCGCCUAGGUUACUGCCGUUGACAUGGGUCAACUCAUUCACGAUUCGUCGCUCUGCGAGAGAGCCAAGUGUUGCAUUAACAAUAGGCCAGAUUGUUCAAGUACUCAAAAUGAUCCAAACAGUGUUCAUUUGAGCAAUGUCAAUCAAAGAACACCUGUGAACGGGUCUACUAGUCCAACUGCUCCCAGCCAAUAUGCCAUCAGUCAAACUGCCCCAAACCGCCCCCUCGACUAUGUAUUUGUUCCUAUUCCCGAUGCUCACGACCGAGGUGUUACUUAUGGAGCUGACGUAGGCCAACCUUCCGUCUAUACAUUUUUUCCUGAAGAUGUGAUCGAAAAUCAAGAACCACCUGUGGACGGGUCUGCUGAUCUAGCUGCUCCAAAUCAAGAUCUCACUCGUCUAACUGCCACCGAUCAAGCUCUCAUCAAUGAAUUUGCUACUGUGCUAGCUAUAGCCAGUCAAAUUCCCCUCUAUCGAGCUACCGCCGUUCAUAGGCCUGUCAGGUUUACAGUUAAUCAAUUAAUGGCGCCCCCUCGUGGAUCUCUCUUUCUUCGGAUGAUGAUAACGGGUAUGGGACUACAUGACAUAUUAAGCCGGUGGGAACCAUCGGAUUAUGCUAAUAUUAGCAUAAAUGAGAUCUCUUUCACGCUGGGAGAUGACUCAGAUAAUCAACCAAUAGCCCCUAAUCAAACAGCUCUUCCUUUUACCGAUCAAGCUUUCAUCGACCAGGCUAUCAUAGAGCUAGCUGCCAUCGGACGUUCCACCAGCACCCCCGCCAAUCAAGUAACCUCGGGGUUAUUCUUGCAUUUCUACUCUCGGAUGUUUCGAGCGGGUGGAAUUCGACGUGAAACGGUGAGACGUUGGAUUCGAUCGGGCAAUGCCCGUUUACCCGCAAAUCUAGACGUUGCAAGACUUGCGGCUCUAUCAGCUGAGAAUAUGAAUGAGGCACAAAUCGCCGCACAACAGUGGUUGUAUUCUCGAGCAGCGGAAGUUGUAGAAAAUGACUUCCAGACUAGGGUCCAGCCAGAGCGACAGCAAGUGUUCUCGUUUCAGCAAGAGCAGCCGAAUCAUUCCAACCAGCGCUACAUUCUGGAGGGAAAUGGGACCCUUGAAGGAUUAGAUGACGAAGAUCACGUCUCUGACUCCACAAUUUCGAUCCCUAGCAAUCAAUAUCCACGUAGAUCUGAAACUGCAAGUAUGUAUGCUCAUAUCUUGAGAGAUCGUUAUUCGACAACUCGAGGAUCUCGUCGAUGGGUAUAUGGUGCAUCUUCUGAAGAGAACCGCCUCAUGGGGAUGCAGAAUCGUGGGAGAAGGAAUGCCAUUCAACCAGGAAUCGAUGCAUUGCCUCCAGGAAGCAAUGCUAGUGUUACUCUUUCUAGUCCUCCAGAUGUUGAUGAUUUAUAGAUGGUCUAAAACAAUCGGUGAACUAUUAUAGUGCAAUCGGCGACGGUCCAAAAAAUAGGAGGGUUGCAUAAUCGAAGAAGUAUGUGGAAAGGCUUGAUUUUGACUGGAUGACUUUUUGAACAUCUUGUCCAAUUUGAUAUUGGCAAAGUGCUAGAAAACAGGAAUAUUGGAGAUGAAGAAUUUGAAGGAUCACAUCUGGAAAUUCGAUAAAAACUUGCUCGAUGUUAGGAAAUCAGCGUGGGAAUAUUGUCUGCACUAGCAAUCCAUUUCGACAUUAAUGAAAUUCCUGUAGCGUUAGCCAAUAAUACUUAAUAUCAUGACUUUCUACCUCGUCCUGCUCCA
Messenger RNA from Botrytis cinerea B05.10, 1772 nucleotides. RefSeq lists its product as hypothetical. NCBI's taxonomy places the organism in Eukaryota, Fungi, Ascomycota, Leotiomycetes, Helotiales, Sclerotiniaceae. The transcript has a single exon. The record is from RefSeq and is a predicted model, not a curated record. Bases 51 to 1430 code for a protein of 459 amino acids.